Molecule: messenger RNA, 4631 nt
Organism: Dunckerocampus dactyliophorus (ringed pipefish)
Lineage: Eukaryota; Metazoa; Chordata; Actinopteri; Syngnathiformes; Syngnathidae
Product: forkhead box protein O3-like
Exons: 2
Coding region: 1000-3135 (711 amino acids)
Biological process (GO): regulation of transcription by RNA polymerase II
Cellular component (GO): nucleus
Molecular function (GO): RNA polymerase II cis-regulatory region sequence-specific DNA binding; DNA-binding transcription factor activity, RNA polymerase II-specific
Source: RefSeq, a predicted model, not a curated record
UUCAUUAUUAAUUUAAUUUCUUUGUGCACGCAUGGAGUGGCAGUGUGCGCGAAUACAACCCCUUGUGUAGUUGUCACAUUUGUUGUUUUUUUUCCUCUUUUUUCCCCCCACAUAUCAGGGCUGCUGGGCGUGGAAUCUGGCACACACAAAGCGACGCUGCGCCAGAACGAACAUUCACAAGGCGGCUUUUUGAUUGAGGGAUUGAAGGAGGAGAGAAAGAAGGCGGGGAGAGAGGAGGUAAGAGUUGUGGAUCUCAAUGUGAUCACGAUGAGGAGUGUAUCGAUUCUGUGAGCGCGCUCCACAAUAGGCGGCAUCUCUUGCACUCCACUCCACGACCACGGUGCGCGUCACACUCUCGCCUCUUUGAGUGUCAUCUGAUUUUGCUUUUUGUGGAAAUCUUUUUAAUUCAAACUGACGGAAGUGAACGACAUUUUUCAAUCUCUGCCUCAGCUUUGUGGAAGCGUCACGCCUCUUCAUUAAGAAUUGCAGACACACUUGUGCGCCGCCGACUUGCUCCAUCACCCUGGAAGAAGAUUGAAUAAUUUACGCCACAAUCACGCCUCGUCGCCUUGCCGGGAUGCUCCGCUGAUCUUUUUGCCUCCUUUUUCCAUACACCUUCCUGGAGGAUUUCUCGAGCAUUUGAAGAAGCUGCGCACGCAUCUCAAAUAUCAUCUGUUGCUGCUAUACCUACCGGAGGAGGAGGAGGAGGAGGAAUCUGGAAUCCGAUGAUGAAGACAAGGAUAAGGAAAGGAUAAAAUGGACGAAAAGGUUCUGUUACUUUUAUUGCUUCUCCUGUCCUUGCACGCCGUGAUUCCAUUCAUUAUGAUCCGUCUCUGUCGUCGACCCCCCCUCCCUCAUUGAUCCGUAAGUUUAAUAGCCGUGUGAGCAUCUCCAAGUCAUCCAGCAAAGACACGCACGGUUGGGGAACAAAUCGUGGAUGUAUCCCCCACCCAGCACCACGACACCCCAGCUUUGAUCCCCCCCUCACUUCCCACUCAAAUGUUGAUGAUGGAAGACGACGAACUGGACGCUCAUCAGGUUGAUUCGGAUUUUGAGCCGCAAAGCCGGCCUCGCUCCUGCACCUGGCCGCUUCCGUGCCCGGAGGAUUUCCCCCCCGCCGCCGCACAUGAGGUGAGCGGUGGGGGGCUCCCGCUAGCCGGCAUCAAGGUGGAGCCGGAGGACGUGCCGGCGUGCCGAGCCGCGCUGCUCGGGGGAGGCGCGCUGACCGGCGAUCUGAAGCAUCCGGCCGGCGCCCCGGCACCGACCGGCGCCACGCAUCCGUGCCUCGACGUGAGCGGACCGCUGCGCAAAGCCAAGUCGUCGCGGCGGAACGCAUGGGGUAACCAGUCCUACGCGGACCUCAUCACCAGGGCCAUCGAGAGCACCCCGGAGAAGAGGCUGACGCUGUCACAGAUUUACGACUGGAUGGUCCGCUACGUGCCCUAUUUCAAGGAUAAAGGCGACAGUAACAGCUCGGCCGGAUGGAAGAAUUCCAUUCGUCACAACCUCUCGCUCCACACACGCUUCAUCCGUGUUCAAAAUGAGGGCACAGGAAAGAGCUCAUGGUGGAUGCUCAACCCCGAUGGAGGGAAGAUGGGCAAGGCCCCCCGGAGGCGAGCAGUUUCUAUGGAUAACAACACCAAGUAUCUUAAGAGCAAAGGUCGCAUCAGGGGCAAGAGGGUCGGACGCCCUGGAAUUGGAGCAGGUUCCACUGUCGUUGGGCUACAGGGCUCCCCUGAUCAUGGCAGCCCACCACAUAAAGUGCUCCCCGGAUCUGGAGGUGCAUCUGGGACAGAUGGGGAGUUCGACGCCUGGACGGAUCUCCACUCCAGGGCUAGCUCGUCGGCCUCCACCCUGAGCGGGCGUCUAUCGCCCAUCCUUGCUGAAGGGGAACCGGAGGAACCAGAGGAAGGAGGCCUGUCCUGUUCCACCUCCCCACACCUCUAUCCCUCGCCGACCGCCCGCUCUCCGUCCAUGGGGGCAGGCAACCGCUGUCCUCCCCUUGAGCAAUUGCCUCAGCUGGCCAACCUGACAGGUGCCAUCAGUCUUGAUGAGCAGCUGAUGGAGGACAGUUAUCAUCACCAUCAUUCACAACAGCAGCAACACCAACAGCAUCCCUCUGUUGGCAGACAUAAGCACCAAACCUCAGUCUACCACUACAGCUCUGGAGUAAAGGGUCAGGGGGCUUAUGGUUCUGGGGGGUAUGCUGCGACAGGCAUGGGCAUGAUGCGCCACCACUCACCCAUGCAAACCAUCCAGGAGAACAAGCCGGCCAGGUUCUCGGGAACGAUGCGGACAUACUCCAGCACCAACGCCCUGCAGAGUCUGCUAACAGGGGGAUCAGCCAGGCAGCCGUACUGCCCCAAGGACAUGAUGUUGGCCCCCAAGAGAGAAAGCCAUCCCAUGAUGGGCCCGGCUUGUAAUGGCUCCAACCCUCAUGGCCACCUCCCCGGUCACCACAAUGGACCUCACAGUCACAACAGAACUCACAGCCAUACUCCGUCACACAAUCACAACUCAUCUCACAGUCUCAGUCAUAACAGCAUCAGCCAUAACCACACCCCGCCCCGUGCGCUGCCCCUCAACCCAUGCGGCAACCAACUGCAGACCUACAAUCACAAAUCGCCCUACCUGUACAGUCCACCGUCACACGCCCACCUCCCGGCGUCAACCACCCUGCCCCCUAAUCCAGCAGGGAUGCUCGGCAUGCCCCAGGACUCUUGCCAUUUGGCCACCGCCCCUCAUCCACACCCUCGUCACAACCAUUACCCUGAGCCUCAACACCAAGCCAUGGCUAACGGACCCUUCCACCUGGGCCAGGGCAUGGGGGGCAGUAACGGCAGUGGGGGCUACCACCACGGCUACCACCAACCCCACCCGCACGAGAGACUACCAGCUGACCUGGACAUUGACAUGUUCCAGGGCAGCUUGGACUGCGAUGUGGAGUCCAUCCUCCUCCACGACAUCAUGGACUCUGGGGAGGAAAUGGACUUCAACUUUGACUGCUCCCUUGCACAGGGGGUGGGAAUCGGAAUGGGCAUGGGCAUGGGUGUGACCAUGGGCAUGGGGAUGGGAAUGAGCGGACUAGCUGGUCCACAGCAAACCCAUAGCAACCAGAGCUGGGUCCCUGGCUGAAAUCCGGCCGGACCAUCCGGGCCCCCACAAAAAGAACAAUGUUACCCAUAAAGCACUGUGCUCAACUGUGACAUUCCUGACUUGACACAGAGACUAUAGGACUAUGUCUUUCUUUGUUGUCUGUCACCCCUUGCUCCUUUUUUGCCCCACCCCCCCUCCUCUCCCUGUGAGAUCCAGCUCAUGUCUCGUUAAGUAUUUCUUCAUAUCAGCUAUACUGUGAUGACAAUCUCUCAGCAUCAUUGCUUCUCAUCUACCAUGAGAGCUGAACUCUCAGUGCACUUUAUCGCAAGUGGGUCUUCAUCUGGCAGAACAGCUAUUGCAGAACGUUUGUAACGAGGCUGUAACAUUUUGGGCACGAACACAUGAAGUCAGAAGCUAGUGUCAGAUGUCAAACUUAAAUGGGACCCUUAAUCAGUCAUAGUCAGAAGUCGGGACCUUUUUUCAUACCAAAAAAUGUACAAGAAAUAUCACUGAAAACAAAAACCUUAGCAAAAACUCAAUACAUGCAAAUGAAUUUAUGAUCUGGAGUCACUUCCCCCUCAUAAUGAAAUUCACGCUCAUGAGAUCCAAUCAAUCCUCGCCACUGUCUUAGCACUCCUGUUAUUUACGGCCUCAUACAUCCAGACCUUGGCACCUUGACUCCUCUGUUGGGCGCAAUGUUUAGUUAAUGUCCUUUUCGGCAUCGGCCGAGGCGUGUUGUCACUACAUCACCAAAUGGAUUCCAUCAUUACUCGCUUGCAUGCAAUUUGGUGAAUUAAAAACUUGUAUCACCUUGUCUCACCUGGGCCUCUGGAGCCUCUCUCUCUGGCAUUGUCUGGAAGUGGCGUUCUCUUUCCGCCUGCCAGCGGAGACAAAGUGGCCAUUACUCACAGCGAGCCAUUAAUGGGGCUUGAUUGAAAUUCAGCAUCUUGCUUUUAAUCUCCAAAGUGAUGCGGCAGCGAUGCGUCAUUAUUGAGAAGCUAACACAUUGUCCUCCCAUAUCUCACCUCCCCGGGGUCCAUCCGAGGGGGGUGGCCGCUUGCCCUGCCCGACGUUGACGUGCUGAGAAAGCCGAGUCAAUCUUGUUGCCAUCCCGUUUCAAGAAUGUUCACUGGAAGAGAUGGAGGAUCAAUCACGAGCUGGUGCAAAUAGAUGACAAUUUUGACAGGGUCAACGAGAAGCCCGCAAAACCAUCCACCCCCAAGAUACGUCCCCCCCUUUUUUCUGUGUGUUUAUUCUGUUGUCGUGUAUUUGUCGUUGUGUUGUUGCUAACUCUACGGACCAACAGCGCUCAUGUAUUGUGCGCCGAGGAAAUUCUGUCGGUGAAAUGAUGUAGUGCAGUAUGACAUUCCUCCCAUCCUUCUGGUCGGAACCAUUCCGCCCGCCCACAUGUGUGCUUUGCUCAAUUGUCUCUGUGUUUGUGAGUGAGGGGUGGGGGCGGUGCUGGAGUGUGUGGUGGCGGUGGGGUGGGUUAGUCUGAAGCUUCUUUAUCAUUGGCCUUGAAGGAGUCAUGGAGA